Miniopterus natalensis is the source of this 2165-nucleotide messenger RNA. RefSeq names its product StAR related lipid transfer domain containing 3 (gene STARD3). Gene Ontology annotation, cellular component: endoplasmic reticulum-endosome membrane contact site; late endosome; late endosome membrane. Gene Ontology annotation, molecular function: cholesterol transfer activity; cholesterol binding. The record is from RefSeq and is a predicted model, not a curated record. Gene Ontology annotation, biological process: cholesterol transport. Lineage: Eukaryota; Metazoa; Chordata; Mammalia; Chiroptera; Miniopteridae.
ACGCCCGCCCCCGUUUGCUCCGCGGGGCGGACUCAGCGGCGGAAGUGGUGCUGCCUCGAGAUCCCCUUCCGCUCGGAGGCGCUGCCGGGGCCGCGGAGCUGACUGUGGCUGGGGAAGAAGAGCCGGCCGGUGGCUGACAUGCAGCAGCUGUGCCGCUGAGGCCCCACCCUCCCUGCCUUGAGGUGGGGGCCCAUCAGGAUGAACAAACUGUCCAGGGAUUUGGCCUGUGACUUGGAGCGCAGCCUGCCAGCCGUGGCCUCCCUAAGCUCAUCUCUGUCCCACAACCAGAGCCUAUCAUCGCACUUCCUCCUGCCACCGCCUGCGAAGCGCCAGGCCAUCUCUGAUGUCCGCCGUACCUUCUGUCUCUUUGUCACCUUCGACCUGCUCUUCAUCUCCCUGCUGUGGAUCAUCGAGCUGAACACCAAAACAGGUAUUCAGAAGAACCUGGAGCAGGAGAUCAUCCACUACAACUUUAAAACUUCCUUCUUUGACAUCUUUGUCCUGGCCUUCUUCCGCUUCUCUGGACUGCUCCUGGGCUACGCGAUACUGCGGCUCCGGCACUGGUGGGUGAUUGCGGUCACCACGCUGGUGUCCAGUGCCUUCCUCAUUGUCAAGGUCAUCCUCUCUGAGCUGCUCAGCAAAGGGGCAUUUGGCUACCUGCUCCCCAUUGUCUCCUUUGUCCUUGCCUGGUUGGAGACCUGGUUCCUUGACUUCAAAGUCCUACCCCAGGAGGCUGAAGAGGAACGAUGGUAUCUUGCUGCCCAGGCCGCUGUCGCCCGAGGACCCCUACUCUUCUCCGGAGCUCUGUCCGAGGGCCAGUUCUAUUCACCCCCAGAAUCCUUUGCAGGGUCUGACAAUGAAUCAGAUGAAGAAGUUGUUGGGAAGAAAAGCUUCUCUGCUCAGGAGCGGGAAUACAUCCACCAGGGGAAGGAGGCCAUGGCUGUGGUGGACCAGAUCUUGGCCCAGGAGGAAAACUGGAAAUUCGAGAAGAGUAAUGAAUAUGGGGACACUGUGUACACCAUCGAGGUUCCCUUUCAUGGCAAGACGUUCAUCCUGAAGGCCUUCCUGCCCUGCCCUGCGGAGCUGGUGUACCAAGAAGUGAUCCUGCAGCCCGAGAGGAUGGUGCUGUGGAACAAGACGGUGACUGCCUGCCAGAUCCUGCAUCGAGUGGAAGACAACACCCUUGUUUCCUACGACGUGUCUGCGGGGGCUGCAGGUGGCGUGGUCUCCCCCAGGGACUUUGUGAACGUCCGACGCAUUGAGCGGCGCAGAGAUAAAUACCUGUCAUCAGGCAUCGCCACCACCCACUGCGCCAAGCCCCCAACGCACAAAUACGUCAGGGGAGAGAAUGGUCCUGGGGGCUUCAUCGUGCUGAAAUCGGCUAGUAACCCCCGUGUUUGCACUUUCAUCUGGAUCCUUAACACAGAUCUCAAGGGCCGCCUGCCUCGGUACCUUAUCCACCAGAGCCUCGCAGCCACCAUGUUUGAAUUUGCGUUUCACCUGCGGCAGCGCAUCGGAGAGCUGGGGGCCCGGGCAUAACCAUGUCCCCUCACUACCCUGCGGGCCAGGGUUCUGUCGCUACGGCCUCCAGAGCCAGAGGGGACCCAUGGGACUGCCCACAGAGGACCUGGCCUCAAGCAGUGGGAGGAGGAAGUUCCCUCCCAUGGCAGCCCCCUGACCCCAAGCUACCACGCUUUACUGUGCCUGUGCCACAGCCGUGAACAGGUUGUGGGGUCAGGCACCUAGACCAGGCUCUGCCACUGAGGCAGGUAGAGUCUGUCCUGCUGAUGUUUACAUGGCAUCCCUGCCUCCUGGAAGGGGAGAUCCACUGUGCCCUGCCUAGCCAGGGGCAGGGGCUGGAAUGGGAGCCUCAGACCUGGUGGGAGAGGCCCAGGUCCUAGGCAGGAUGGCGGCCCCAGCAGCCUUGUCACCACUGUUAAGGUGCAGGAGCCCCUUCAUCUGCCUGCUCUCUCAUCAUGGUUUUGGGGGAUUACUUAAAGGGUCUGGAACCUUUUUCCACAUGUACUUUUGGGGGAGUGGGUGGCAGGUGGGGAUGGCGGAUGCUGUCAGUGAACUUCUGCCACUCCCAGGUUCUCCCCCACCCCCAGGGCCUCCUUGGGGACCUUUGUAAUUUGAGCCAAUUAAAAACAUGGAACUCAAAAAAA